Messenger RNA from Rhipicephalus microplus (southern cattle tick), 3956 nucleotides. RefSeq names its product TM2 domain-containing protein 1 biscotti (gene bisc). Lineage: Eukaryota; Metazoa; Arthropoda; Arachnida; Ixodida; Ixodidae. The record is from RefSeq and is a predicted model, not a curated record.
GCCCACCAUAGCCAUGGCGUGCAGUAGCACUUUAGAGAACUAAAAAAAAUAAUAAACAAGCAAAAAUGGCCACGCGAGGAGCAGCGGAAUGAGCAUGUCACGCCGCUAGCCACCCUGCCGCUGCUCUUACAUUUGUAAUUUUUUCCUCCCUUUCUAUGUUUUCAAGUUAUCGAACCUUUUCACAAUGCGUUUUACAAUAUCUAAGUCGUGGCGUACAGCGGAAUACCGAACGAGCUCAAAAGUAUGCUUAUUUACCCGAAUGUUCGAUCGUUUGCUGCGGCGCACUGUGUGAGCUGACUGUGCAGUGGUUCUGUAAACAAGUGAAACUUUCUUCGGCAAGACUCUGUGGGUUUUGAACUCUCGAAGCGAUGCUGGCAUUCGCAUAUGCUUUGGUGCUACUAAGUGUCGCCGCAGGCUGCGCUGCUUUGUACGAGGCAAACUGCAGCGCGCUCCUGAUGGGCCAGUACUCCUGCGUUGCCCCGGAGAUAGACCCGGCGACGCAGCAGCCCACGACAUGCGGGCCGGACAACCUGGCGCGCGUGGUCUGCACCGUGGCCGACGGCAUCAUCUGCAAGAACGGCACCGGCACAGGCCGAGACACCUUCGAGAAGGCGAUCGCGUGCCGCUAUACCAACGGCUACUCGUUCGAGACGGCGCUGCUGCUGUCCGUGUUCUUGGGCAUGUUCGGCGUGGAUCGUUUCUACCUGGGCUACCCGGCCAUCGGGCUGGCAAAGUUCUGCACGCUCGGGUUCAUGUUCCUCGGACAGCUGGUGGACAUUAUCCUCAUCUCGAUGCAGGUCGUUAGACCCGCCGACGGGUCGCACUACGUGAUGAGCUACUUCGGCCCCUGCCUGCGAUUCCUUGCGGUGGACAACGACACUUACGUAUUGCCGCAAGACGAUUGGUGAUUUAACACAGACAAGCUCGUGUUUGCAGCUUGUGUGAAAAUGUGAGACAUUUUCUUGCACCCGAAGUCGGUUGUUUAGAUGGCCAUAUUCAUAAAGUGCAAUGCUGUGCUCACGGACAACCCUAAUGUGUCCAUCUGCUGGUCGCAACAUAAGUGACCGUGCACAGAGAUGCAACUGGUCAGCGCAAAUGAGCAUAAUGUGCCACGCAUGCCUAGCAUAAGUUGUAUUGGUACAUUAUUGACGAUUGCUACCACUUGAAAAACAACAGCACGGGCAUAAGCAAGAGUUUCACAACUUUGGUUUGGCUGCGUAUUCUCAUAAGUCAAGGUGCAUAGCUUCUGUUAGUGUAAUUUGAAUCUCUCAACCGAUAUUUAGUGCAAGGCAACAAUGAUACAUGGGGCUUCUUCAAAAAACAUACAAAUUGAGAACAUGUAGCAGUAGAAAGGACAAUUUGAAAUAUCACCAGCAAUUACGUAAACAGAUUCGAAAAACAGUGGCUACUCGCUGUUCAGCUUGAGGGAUUUUUAAUCAUGGAUAGUGAUAUAUUGCAUUCUUUUCCUAUAUUAUGAUAAAAAUGGGAAACUUUAUUAAUGUCCUGCAGAGGGUGUUGCAACACGCAGCGAGCUGCUCUCACAUAGGGACAGAACAUCUUGUGUUCUUUCUUGUUUUCAUUUAAUGUGCGCUGUUAGACAAUUACCAACAAACCUAAUCUCGGUGCUUGCAAAGCCGAGAUAAUCACUUGCAGGAGACCUCGCAGGUAGUGUGAACCUUUUAACAUCAUGUAGCCCUAUUGAAGAAAGUAAAAAGCUAACAUUUCCCGGCAAAUACACUUGGUAUGCGCAAGCUUGUUCACUACACGCAGCAACAUUGUAUUUUUUAACACUUUUCGUCGGCGUUGAAAGAUGAGCUGUGCAUGACAUUGCAAUAUGCACCGCCUUCACACUGAAACCAGAGAUGCACUACACGCAACUUUAUUUAUUACUAUUUACACGCACUAAAUGACCGUUGGGCGAGUAGGUAUUCAAUUUUCAAGAAAAAUGCAGGAAUAACGUGGAAAGAAGGGCCACAGCCCAGUUAACUGCUGUACCUUUCUCUCUUCGUCCACAUUUUUCUCUUGAUAAUUACACAUCCUGCUGUCUCGUAUUUGAGAAACAACCACAGCCAAAGCAGAUGAUGCUAUACAUGUCACAGCUCAUUGUGUCACUGUCUGAGCAUUUGGCUACACCCAAAUUGGCCAUGCACAAAUCCUGCUGUGUGCUUGUGAAAACCAUCCCACGCCACUCAUAAAACACAGAAUUGAGCUCUGAAGUGACACAUGGCUAACUGCAGAGCACAAUUGUUCAGAUGAGAGGGUAGAAGAGUAGCGCUUCACGAGAUGUUCUUCAUCCCAAUCAGAGGCUCUUUUGCGGGAAGGCACUACAGUUGAGCACCUCGCAGAGCUUGAGACAGUUCAUCGGCGACUCGUAAAGGCUUCUUGAAGCUGAAACGAAACAGAAACCCAUGUGAAUCAAUCUCCUUGAUCGAGUGAUGCACGAAAGGGCAAAAACUGUUCCUCUUUAUGGUGUUGCUGCCCUCCCUCCGAGUAAUCUACUCUCACCGAGCUGCAAACAAUGGGUGAACAGACUGAAUUUGCAUUCUUGACGUGCAGGCCACACACUGCUUGAAAGUUAAGCUUCCUCCAAGUGGGACACCGAACAUGGAAAUGACAUUGUGCCAACCUGUGUGCAGUCAACCUGUGUGGAUGAUAUGACUUUGACAGAUGUGGGCUUUCUGCACUUACUGUACCCACAAGAUACGCCACAUUAGGUAAGCUCUGACUUGGGGGUGAUGAGUCGGUGUGCCUACAUCUCGUGUCAGUAAAUGUUGUCAUAGAGCCAUGACUGUUGUGUCCACGUCACUUGGCCGUCCCUGGCCACGCCCCUCCCGUCUGUGGCAGCAGGAAGUACCAGGUGGCCCUUCUUGUCAGACUCCCAAGGAUGGAUAAUAAUAAUCAGAGGCAGGAUUUUUAGGCACUAAAAAAGUGUGUUUUAGGUGCCAAAGACAAACAAAAACAUCAUUUUAGGCUCUCAAAGUCAUAUUUUUAGGCACAAUAAAUUUCUACAAAAAUUGAAAUAUAUCAAAACAACGACGUUGGUGACUAGUACCUAUAGCAAGAAGCAAAAAAAUUAUAUUUGAGACAGCAGAAAGGUACCAACGAUUGAACAUAGGCAUGCAUUUCCCGUGCGAUUCGCAGUAUGUGGUCUUUCGUUUUAUUGUCUACCAUUGUGCAUCAAGUGUUCACCACUCAAUUAACACUCUCAUGGGUCUUUUUCAUUUCGUAGUGGCUGGGAAGGGCAGCACAGGAGCAAAUAACCGGACCACUUAUACCCCAGAAGACAAGCAUGCUAGCUCUAAUCGCAUCGCACCAAUUUCUCCCCUAUCGGUGAACACCUUAAAGGGCCCCUCACUAGGUUUGAGCAUUUCGAGCUGACAAGCGUAAUAGUGCACUGGGCACUCCAUAUAAUUCUUGUUAAGAUUUGCAAAUUUCAUGUCGCGGCAAAACGCUCAAUUCCUAAUGAAUGCCACUUGCCCUUCUCACGGGCGUGCGUCUCAAGAUCUAGGGAGCGACGUACAGCAAGGAAUAGUCCUGUUUUUACGUUGCUCCAAUACGUUGACAUUGGUGGGCUGACAUCGCAUACUGUACGCUCUUCAUCAGAACCUCGUUAAAUGCUUGCUGUAUCUAUAAAAAAAGACGAAAAAUGUUCCGUCUCCUGAUUACAUCCUGCAUUUUAAACGGUACCUCAUUCAGAGUGUUGCAUGCAACAUUAUUAUACUUGGCAUGUGCAAUUUGUGUGUUCUGUUGUGUAGCAUGAAUGAGGAGUACUUUUAUUUAGGCUAGCUGUUUCAUAUCAUUUUGAAAGGGAAGUGCAAAGACAAAGGGAAAAGAAAAACAGCACUCUUUGCCUCAAUGUCUUCUCUAUGUCUUUCUUUUCCUUGUGUCUUUGCACUGCCCUUUAAAGAUCAGUGGAUUGAAUGAACGCCGAGAAAAAUAAUAAAACACGCAAACGU